This is a messenger RNA of Phyllostomus hastatus (greater spear-nosed bat), 3258 nucleotides long. It is a transcript of the gene WEE1, whose product is annotated as WEE1 G2 checkpoint kinase. The record is from RefSeq and is a predicted model, not a curated record. Gene Ontology annotation, molecular function: non-membrane spanning protein tyrosine kinase activity; magnesium ion binding; ATP binding. Gene Ontology annotation, biological process: mitotic cell cycle; protein phosphorylation. The transcript has 11 exons. Bases 149 to 2089 code for a protein of 646 amino acids. Gene Ontology annotation, cellular component: nucleus. Lineage: Eukaryota; Metazoa; Chordata; Mammalia; Chiroptera; Phyllostomidae.
GGAGCCGCAGCCCACCGCGUCGCAGACCCGCCGCCGAGGCCAGUAGACGCGCCCAGUCGCACGUGGCAGACCCGCCCCCUGGACCGGCUGUGUCCUGGACUCCACGAGUCCCGGCUGUCCUCUUCUCCGUCUCGGCCACAGGGGCGCGAUGAGCUUCCUUAGCCGUCAGCAGCCGCCGCCGUCCCGUCGCGCCGGGGUCUCCUGCACCUUGCGGCAGAAGCUGAUCUUCUCGCCCUGCAGCGACUGUGAGGAGGAGGAGGAAGAAGAGGAGGAGGAGGGCAGCGGCCACAGCACUGGUGAGGACUCGGCCUUUCAGGAGCCCGACUCGCCGCUGCCGCCUGCGCGGAGCCCCACCGAGCCCGGGCCCGAGGGCCAUCGGUCGCCCGGCCCAGCCCCCGGCAGCCCCGGGGAGCUGGAAGAGGACAUGUUGCUGCGGGGCGCCUCCCCGAGCGUGGACGCAUCCGGCGGUGGGGCGGAGGGCGACUCGUGGGAAGAGGAGGGCUUCGGUUCUUCGUCGCCGGUCAAGUCGCCGGCGGCAGCCUACUUUCUGGGCAGCUCGUUUUCGCCAGUGCGCUGCGGCGGCCAGGAAGACGCGUCCCCGCAAGGUUACGGGGAGCGCAUGGCGGGCGAGGGCCCCUGCUCGCCGCUGCGGGACCACCCGGGCACGCCGCCGCACAAGACCUUCCGCAAGCUGCGGCUUUUUGACACACCGCACACCCCCAAGAGUUUGCUCUCCAAAGCUCGGGGAAUUGAUUCCAGCUCUGUUAAACUCCGAAGUGGUUCUCUAUUCAUGGAUACAGAAAAAUCUGGAAAAAGAGAAUUUGACAUUCGACAGACACCUCAAGUGAAUAUAAAUCCUUUUACUCCAGAUUCUGUAUUGCUUCAUUCCUCAGGACAAUGUCGUAGAAGAAAGAGAACAUACUGGAAUGAUUCCUGCGGUGAAGAUAUGGAAGCCAGUGAUUAUGAGUUUGAAGAUGAAACAAGACCUGCUAAAAGAAUUACAAUUACUGAAAGCAAUAUGAAGUCCCGGUAUACAACAGAAUUUCACGAGCUAGAGAAAAUUGGCUCUGGAGAAUUUGGUUCUGUAUUUAAAUGUGUGAAGAGGCUGGAUGGAUGCAUUUAUGCCAUUAAGCGAUCGAAAAAGCCAUUGGCCGGCUCUGUUGAUGAGCAGAAUGCUUUGAGAGAAGUAUAUGCUCAUGCAGUGCUUGGACAACAUUCCCAUGUAGUUCGGUAUUUCUCUGCAUGGGCAGAAGACGAUCAUAUGCUCAUACAGAAUGAGUAUUGUAAUGGUGGAAGUUUAGCCGAUGCCAUAAGUAUAAACUACAGGAGCAUGAGGUACUUUAUAGAAGCAGAGUUAAAGGAUCUCCUUUUGCAAGUUGGCCGGGGCUUGAAGUAUAUUCAUUCAAUGUCUUUGGUUCACAUGGAUAUAAAGCCUAGUAAUAUUUUCAUAUCUCGAACCUCAAUCCCAAAUGCUGCCUCUGAAGACGGAGAUGAAGAUGACUGUGUAUCCAAUAAAGUUAUCUAUAAAAUAGGUGAUCUGGGGCAUGUAACAAGGAUCUCUAGUCCACAAGUUGAAGAGGGUGAUAGCCGUUUUCUUGCAAAUGAAGUUUUACAGGAGAACUAUUCCCAUCUGCCAAAAGCAGAUAUUUUUGCCCUUGCCCUCACAGUGGUCUGUGCUGCUGGUGCUGAGCCUCUUCCCAGAAAUGGAGACCAGUGGCAUGAAAUCAGACAGGGUAGGUUACCUCGGAUUCCACAAGUGCUUUCCCAAGAAUUCACAGAGUUGCUAAAAGUUAUGAUUCAUCCAGAUCCAGAGAGAAGACCUUCAGCAAUGGCACUGGUGAAGCAUUCAGUAUUGCUGUCUGCUUCUAGGAAAAGUGCAGAACAAUUACGAAUAGAAUUGAAUGCUGAAAAGUUCAAAAAUUCACUUUUGCAGAAAGAACUCAAGAAAGCCCAGAUGGCAAAAGCUGCAGCUGAAGAAAGAGCAUUCUUCACUGACCGAAUGGCCACUAGGUCCACCACCCAGAGUAAUAGAACAUCUCGACUUAUUGGAAAGAAAAUGAACCGCUCUGUCAGCCUUACCAUAUACUGAACUCUACUCAAUUUCCCACCUUCCCCCAAAACUGUGACAAGAGGAGGCUAAGCUAGGUUGAAAUCACUUCUAGAAUGUAGUUUGCAAAUUACUUUCUCAAAAUCGGUGUCAGUAGUUUUACUGAAAUACUUUUUAGGACUUUUUUUUGUGAACUGCAGUUAAAAGCUGUAUUUUCACCAGUGCUCUAUCAGGCUUUCGUCUAGUUUUACCAGUUUGUCUUCUGUAGGGUGUCAGUCACUGUUGGAUGUCACAUCGGCCUUUCCAGGGUUUUAACUACUGUGGUGGUGUGCUGCUUAUAGUUUGCUGUUGCAUUGUGAUGAAAGGUAUCCUUCCCUUUAGUGACCUGAAAAAGGGCUCAAGGGCCUUAUUACAAGCAUUCUCCCUUGGAAAAGGGGAGUGCUAAGAGAAUCAGUUACUACCCAGGCAUCAAUGUAACUGUGUGUCAGUCUUUUUUUAAUUGUGAAUUAUACUUGUAUAUCCAACUGGGAGCACUUUUAGGCACUGUAUGAACCAUAGAAUAAUUCUGUGGAAGUAUUGCCUUGUGAAUUUGCUGCUAUUUUAGUUUUGUCUUUGCUGUAUAAUUGUAGCAUUAAACAAUCAUUGUUGUUAAUAGGCUUUCUUUUGAAAACAAUUAUGUGAAAUACAAAGCUGCUCUUGAUAAAAAGCAGCUAUUUGCCUUUUUUCCCUUUGAACAUUGAAGCUAGUGCAUUGGAAAAAUGCACCCUUUUCCCCCUUUGGAAUGCUGUAUUAAUGUAGUGUAAUUGUUACUGGAUUUGUAAUUCUUUCUGGUAAUACCCUUCCCUAACUUUUAAAAAAUGUUUUCUUUUUCCACCUGUUUUGUACUUGAUUGUAUCGUUAGUCUGUUUUUAACUGUUUUGCCCAGUUUCUCUUCAAUAUAUGUGUAUAUAAACUAAUCUUGGUGAUACUGUACAUAGCUGUUUCAAAUGCCAGAAUGACUUCUGACUAUUCCAAGCUUCUCAUAAAAUAUAUUUUAUCUGUGAUUAGCCAUUUGACUAAUAGUACUGGCUAACAGAUGUUGAAAAAAAAGAAUUUGUCUGUUGUUCAUUUUCUUAUUGAUUUUGGUUUAAAACAUGUUUGUAUUUGUUUGACUUGUGUUUUAUUAACAUUGAUUGGCAUAUUAAAAGUCACUCUGAGCUUAAUUGUUUAAA